This is a messenger RNA of Fulvia fulva, 1410 nucleotides long. RefSeq names its product Palmitoyltransferase pfa5. The record is from RefSeq and is a predicted model, not a curated record. Gene Ontology annotation, biological process: peptidyl-L-cysteine S-palmitoylation; protein targeting to membrane. Gene Ontology annotation, cellular component: Golgi apparatus; endoplasmic reticulum. Bases 1 to 1410 code for a protein of 469 amino acids. Gene Ontology annotation, molecular function: protein-cysteine S-palmitoyltransferase activity. NCBI's taxonomy places the organism in Eukaryota, Fungi, Ascomycota, Dothideomycetes, Mycosphaerellales, Mycosphaerellaceae. The transcript has a single exon.
AUGAGCCCACGCAACAGGGCUCCGAUCUGGGUCUCGAGAUUCAUACCAGCUCUCCUCGUCUUGAUCGUCGGCUAUGCGAGCUGGGUUGUCGUGGGCCCGCUCGGCAUCAACUACCUGAUCAACCCACCCAAGGAUCAAUAUGGCACUCUUCUACACCCACAACGCGUCGAAGCCGGCCUUGCCAUAUCCAUAGUCUACUUCGCCCUCUUAAUACCAGUAGCCGUCACCUGGCUUCGACUGCUUCUGAUAGUAACCAGGGAUCCCGGCUACAUACCCCAAGGUCCCGAGCAGGAACGACAUUCCAGCGAGCCGCAGCCGGGUAUUGAAGACUUCUGGCGAAGAGAUGUCUUCGUGUGCGACCCAAAUGGUCUGCCGAUCUGGUGUGCUCAUUGCAGGAACUGGAAGCCGGACCGCACGCACCACAGUCAAGAUGUUGGCAGAUGCACGCGGAAGAUGGACCAUUUCUGCCCUUGGGUCGGCGGUGUCGUCGGCGAGCGCACGUUGAAGUUUUUCAUCCAAUUCGUGUUCUACACCAUGAUCUUGACUGGCUACCUGACCGUCGUCCUGGCAUACUGGGUAGCACGACAGAAAGGCCAUGUGCAUUGGUACGUGGCUCUUGGUCUAGCUGGAUUCUUCUUGUUGUUCACACUGGGUAUGGUGAUGAAUAGUUUGAACAUGGUCUUUCAGAACAUCACCACAAUCGAGAACGUGAGCAGGAGAAUGUAUUUGGCAGUGCUUCUCCCUCCGGAAAGACAGGUGGACCCUACCAUGCCUCCACCGCCAGCCAAGGUUUCGCCUACCGCGGACGACGACAGUGACCGGCCCAUGACUUCGCACCUCGACGAUCCGGCACACCUCAACUACUUCAGUCGGCCAUCGCGUUCUGGCAAUCCUAUGCAGCCUCCGGACCCGGCCCCACCUGCAAAAUCAAAGAUCUGGAAAGGAACCAUCACAUUUCCCUUACAUCUUCCUGUCGAUAGGCCGCCCUUGCCAGCACCUCAGCCGAGGAUCUUCGCGAUUCUGCACACCCCACCCGGCCUCAACCCUUGGAACAUGGGAAGCGCCUACACCAACUUCAAGCAAGUCUUCGGUGAUAAACUGCAUGAAUGGGUGUUUCCGAUCAAACAUUCGCCUUGCUGCGACCACACUUCGCAGAUAUCCGAAUUCCCACUUGGCUCGGAAUUUGAGCUACUCCUGAUGGAUGCUGGCCUAGUACAGCGCGAGAGACCUCACAGAAAGGACCGACGAUCAAGUACUUCUCGUGGCGGAAAGCGGAAGCGUAGGCUAGACGUUGGUUGGCAAGACGGAGAGCGCCCAGAUGGGUGGGUCAGCGAAAAGGAAGCCCGGAGAAUCAGAAACGAAUGGCGAAGGCGCGCAGAGCAGGGACAGCAGCCACUGGAAGUACAUUGA